AUGGCAGAUAAUCAGCAAAGUAGAUUUGAAAAAUCUCUCGGUUUACUGACUACUCGAUUUGUUACUCUUUUGCAAAAAGCGAAAGACGGCGUUCUCGAUUUAAAAGUCGCCGCAGAUAUUCUAGAAGUUAGACAAAAAAGACGGAUUUACGACAUUACAAAUGUCCUUGAGGGCAUUGGUCUUAUAGAGAAGAAAAGUAAAAAUAGUAUUCAAUGGAAAGGUGCAGGUCCUGGUUGUAAUACGCAAGAAGUUGGUGAAAAAUUAACAGAUUUGAAAGAUGAAAUUAAAAAAUUAGAGGAUCAUGAACACUUAUUAGAUACACAUACACAGUGGAUUCAACAAAGUAUAAAAAAUAUAGAGAACGAUAUAGUUAAUAAAAAGUAUGCAUAUAUCUCUUAUGAAGAUGUCAAAGAAAAUUUCCCUGAUGAUUUUGUAUUAGGAAUUCAAGCUCCACCAGAUACAGAAUUAAGUGUGCCAAAUAUGGCUCAGAUAGCAGAGGAUGAAGAAAGAGAAAUAAAUUAUGAAAUGCUUUUAAAAAGUAAUUCAGGUGAAAUUAAGGUAUAUAUGGUUCAACCAGAUUUAGCAAAAACUUAUGAUAAUAAAGUAUUAGAAAUGAGGUUACAAGAAGAAUCAAAAGGUAUGAAGAGAGUAAAAGAAGAUGAUGAGAAGAAAGAGGAGAUCAACGUUAAACCAAAGAGAAAAGUAGGAAGACCACCAAAAGGUAUCAACAAACAUGGCUCUACCUUAUCCGAUGAAGAAGAUGAAGAUGAUCCGGAAUUAAUAGAAGCAAAAAUAGUUCUUCGUGAUGUAAAUACAUCUGAUAUUAUUCAAGGAGAACUUGAAAUACUUGAUCAAUUUUAUUCAGACAUUUGUGGUCCACUUGUCAGAUUAAGUCCACCGCCAGGAGAAAAAGAUUACCAAUUUAAUCUUAGUGAAAAUGAAGGGAUUUUUGAUUUAUUUGACAUCGCAGCAAAGUGA
Messenger RNA from Vespa crabro (European hornet), 978 nucleotides. Its product is annotated as transcription factor E2F4-like. Gene Ontology annotation, biological process: regulation of transcription by RNA polymerase II. Gene Ontology annotation, cellular component: RNA polymerase II transcription regulator complex. NCBI's taxonomy places the organism in Eukaryota, Metazoa, Arthropoda, Insecta, Hymenoptera, Vespidae. The transcript has 7 exons. The record is from RefSeq and is a predicted model, not a curated record. Bases 1 to 978 code for a protein of 325 amino acids. Gene Ontology annotation, molecular function: protein dimerization activity; DNA-binding transcription factor activity, RNA polymerase II-specific; RNA polymerase II cis-regulatory region sequence-specific DNA binding.